Molecule: messenger RNA, 624 nt
Organism: Phytophthora sojae
Lineage: Eukaryota; Oomycota; Peronosporomycetes; Peronosporales; Peronosporaceae
Exons: 1
Coding region: 1-624 (207 amino acids)
Source: RefSeq, a predicted model, not a curated record
AUGAGCACGGGCGCCGUGAUCGGCAUCGUCGUGGGCAUCGUGGCUGCCGUGGCCAUCGUCGCCGCCAUCAUCAUGUGCGCCAUCCGCAAGCGCCGCGAGGCGGACGACGACCCGCUGUCCCCCUUCGAGCUGUCCAUGGACAAGGGCUACAACCCCACGCCGGGCGGUUUCGCGGCCCAGAACUCGUACAACCCGCGCGUGCUGAGCCAUGGAUCUGGAGUGGCCGGCGUCCAGGACACGCGGACCCCACCGGCCGACACCGUGGCGGCUGGAGUGGCCUACUCGCAGUUCUACGACAAUGCCGCCACGUCGCCGGGCUCGAUGAACCGACUGGAGAGCAACGUGGACUCGGUGCAGACGGACCCGGGCAACAACGGCCCCGCAAACGGCACCAAUCUGUGGCUGAGCGCAAUGGAGCCCAAGGACAACGAGUCCUACCUGAGCGCGCAGGAGUCUCCGCGCUCGUCGCGCAACAGCAGCCGCAACAGCUACGACAACUCGUUCAACCAGAACAUGGACGUGGACCAGAGCAGCCAGAUCAGCGGAAACAGCAACAAGGAGAGCGACGACUUCCCGGACCACCACGAGGACAACGACUCGGCGCGGGGCUCGUACGAGCUCUAA